Messenger RNA from Chaetura pelagica (chimney swift), 2796 nucleotides. RefSeq names its product vacuolar protein sorting 41 homolog (S. cerevisiae) (gene VPS41). Gene Ontology annotation, molecular function: protein binding. Gene Ontology annotation, biological process: endosomal vesicle fusion; protein targeting to vacuole; macroautophagy. The transcript has 28 exons. NCBI's taxonomy places the organism in Eukaryota, Metazoa, Chordata, Aves, Apodiformes, Apodidae. The record is from RefSeq and is a predicted model, not a curated record. Gene Ontology annotation, cellular component: HOPS complex; late endosome. The coding region runs from base 116 to 2530 and encodes 804 amino acids.
UGAGGAGUCAACAGAUGAAUCUGAGGAAGAUGAGAGUGAAGAAGAACCCAAGCUGAAGUAUGAACGGCUUUCUAAUGGAGUGACUGAAAUUCUCCAGAAGGAUGCAGCCAGCUGCAUGACAGUACAUGAAAAGUUUUUGGCACUGGGAACGCAUUAUGGCAAAGUUUAUUUACUGGAUGUCCAAGGGAACAUCACACAGAAAUUUGAUGUUAGUCCAGUGAAGAUAAAUCAGAUCAGCCUGGAUGAAAGUGGAGAGCACAUGGGUGUUUGCUCAGAAGAUGGCAAGGUGCAGGUGUUUGGAUUGUAUUCAGCGGAAGAGUUCCAUGAAACGUUUGACUGUCCUAUUAAAAUUGUUGCUGUUCAUCCUCAUUUCAUAAGAUCCCACUACAAGCAAUUUGUAACAGGUGGGAAAAAGUUGCUGUUAUUCGAGAGGGGCUGGAUGAACAGAUGGAAGCCUUCAGUUUUACAUGAAGGGGAAGGAAAUAUAAGAAAUGUAAAAUGGAGAGGACACUUAAUUGCUUGGGCUAAUAAUAUGGGCGUGAAGAUACUUGACAUGAUCUCCAAGCAAAGAAUUACCAAUGUGCCUCGAGAUGACAUAAGCCUUCGCCCAGAUAUGUAUCCCUGCAGCCUUUGCUGGAAGGAUAAUUUAACGCUGAUUAUUGGCUGGGGAAAUUCAGUAAAGAUUUGCUCAGUAAAAGAACGGCAUGCCAGUGAAAUGCGUGACCUUCCAAACCGCUAUGUGGAAAUAGUUUUCCAGUUUGACACUGAAUUCUAUAUCAGUGGGCUUGCCCCUCUCUGCGACCAGCUUGUUAUACUUUCAUAUGUAAAGGAGAUUUCUGAAAAAACGGAACUGGAGUGUUGUGCAAGGCCUAGACUGGAUAUUGUACAACCCCUACCUGAGUCCUGUGAAGAAAUAUCUUCUGAUGCACUAACAGUACGAGGAUUUCAGGAAAAUGAAUGUAGAGAUUAUCAUUUAGAGUAUUCGGAAGGUGAAUCACUUUUCUAUAUCAUCAGCCCAAGAGACGUGGUUGUUGCUAAAGAGCGGGACCAAGAUGACCACAUUGACUGGCUUCUUGAAAAGAAGAAAUAUGAAGAAGCUUUGAUGGCAGCUGAGAUAAGUCAGAAAACCAUAAAAAAGCACAAGAUUUUGGAUAUUGGCUUAGCCUAUAUAAAUCAUCUAGUGGAGAAAGGAGAGUAUGACCUGGCUGCUCGAAAGUGCCAGAAAAUUCUUGGCAAAAACACAGAACUCUGGGAGUUUGAAGUUUACAAGUUUAAAGAAAUAGGUCAGCUUAAGGCAAUUAGUCGUUACUUGCCCAGACGAGAUCCAGUUUUGAAACCUUUGAUCUAUGAAAUGGUCCUGCAUGAGUUUUUGGAGAGUGACUAUGAGGGGUUUGCAACCCUGAUAAAAGAGUGGCCUGGAGAUCUCUACAACAACACAAUCAUAGUUCAAGCUGUAGUAGAUCACCUGAAGAAAGAUCCACAGAACAGGACUUUGCUACGAACACUUGCAGAAUUGUAUACUUAUGACCAGCGCUAUGGCAGAGCCCUAGAAAUUUACCUAACACUGAGGCACAAAGAUGUCUUCCAGUUGAUCCACAAGCACAAUCUUUUCAGUUCUAUCAGAGACAAAAUUGUUCUACUCAUGGAUUUUGAUUCAGAGAAAGCAGUAGACAUGCUUUUGGAUAAUGAAGACAAAAUUUCUAUUGACAGAGUUGUUGAAGAAUUAGAAAGCAGGCCUGAGCUACAGCACGUGUACUUGCACAAGCUUUUCAAGAGAGACCACCAUAAAGGUCAACGAUAUCAUGAGAAACAGAUCAGCCUUUAUGCAGAAUACGAUCGUCCAAAUCUACUACCAUUUCUAAGAGACAGCACACACUGUCCACUAGAGAAGGCUCUUGAGAUCUGCCAACAGAGGAACUUUGUAGAAGAGACAGUCUACCUGCUGAGCAGAAUGGGUAACAGUCGCAGUGCCUUGAAGAUGAUAAUGGAAGAAUUGCACGAUGUAGAUAAGGCUAUUGAAUUUGCCAAGGAGCAAGAUGAUGGAGAACUUUGGGAAGACCUCAUUUUAUAUUCGAUAGACAAACCACCUUUUAUUACUGGAUUGCUGAACAAUAUUGGAACCCAUGUAGAUCCCAUUCUUUUGAUCCACCGCAUUAAGGAAGGCAUGGAGAUUCCUAAUUUGAGAGACUCACUAGUGAAAAUUCUUCAGGACUACAACUUGCAAAUCUUGCUGCGGGAAGGCUGCAAAAAGAUCCUUGUUGCUGAUUCUCUUUCUCUGUUGAAGAAAAUGCAUCGAACUCAGAUGAAGGGUGUUCUAGUAGAUGAGGAGAAUAUCUGCGAAUCAUGCUUGUCUCCAAUACUUCCUUCAGAUGCAUCCAAGUCCUUCAACGUGGUGGUGUUCCACUGCAGACAUAUGUUUCACAAAGAGUGCCUCCCCAUAUCUAACACAGUAUCUUCUGUCCAGUUCUGCAACAUAUGCAGUGCCAAACACCGAGGGCCAGGAAGCGCAAUCCUGGAGAUGAAGAAAUAGCAAUCCCCUCGUUCUCCAUGCCAGUCUGGGACACCAACUCUGUUAGGCCCAUGCAGAGCCACUGUAUUUUCUCUUAGUUGUUAUUUCUGUAUAUAAUUCUGGUUGUCAUGUAAAUCUGGUUUCUAUAAUUUAUCCAGCUUAUUGAACAUUUUCAGGAAAGAGAAAAUAUGAGGAUCUUCCUGUAAUAAUUCGUGUGUUACUGUUCCUUUGCUCAGCUCAUUACUUAACUCUAGAACAGAACAGAGAAAUAAAAUGAGAAGGGAAAA